This is a messenger RNA of Colossoma macropomum (tambaqui), 1288 nucleotides long. Its product is annotated as heat shock protein 30-like. The record is from RefSeq and is a predicted model, not a curated record. The coding region runs from base 298 to 924 and encodes 208 amino acids. Lineage: Eukaryota; Metazoa; Chordata; Actinopteri; Characiformes; Serrasalmidae. The transcript has a single exon. Gene Ontology annotation, biological process: response to heat; protein refolding. Gene Ontology annotation, molecular function: protein folding chaperone.
UAAUACUUUCAGUAAAUCCACACCUUUCAGAGGCCUUCUCCUCUCAUGUCAUGUAGCAGCCAACUUUACUUACCUGACUUGACACACUUAGAAAAUGACUGGGGUGAUGUCACACACUUUCUCUUUACUGACACUCACUGGACAACUGCGGUAAUGACAGGAAAGUUCAGGAACUCACUGGAAGUAAAACAGGCUUCUUUAUAAAGCCUGAGCAGCUCACAGCGCUCAGGUCAAAUCAAAGAGAGCUGCUACGCUAUCUGACAGAGCAAUCAAGAGUCAACACAACCGUAGAAGAGAAUGUUGAGUCUGUACGGCUUACAGCCUUCAUUCAGCCCAUUCAUGGACAUUCCCUGGCCUGUGCGCAGUCUGUGGCCUGAGGUUGUUCCUCUUUACCAUCACAGAGAUGCACUGCUGAAAAACAUGCAGGGCAUAGAGACUACUUUGAAGCUUUUGGAGAAACUUCAGCACGAGAUCUUUCAGAAAGUCUCCCAGACCGCCGCCUCUGACGUGGUCCAGCCGCUCUCCUACGCAGUGGAGAAAGAGGGAGGUGGUUUUGCCUUGACCCUGGAUGCUAAAGGCUUCUCCCCCGAGGAACUGUCCGUCAAACAGGUGGGAAGGAAGCUGCGCGUCUGCGGGAAGACAGAGAAGAGAGAGGAAGAUGGGAAAGGAUCUUACUCACACAGAGUCCAGGAGUUCAGGCGGGAGUUUGUCUUGCCGGAAGGAGUGAAUCCAGAGGCGCUGAGCUGCUCCCUGGCUGAUGGAAAACUAUUCGUUCAGGCACCAAACACACAGCAGUCUGAAAAACCUGACAGAGUGCUAACCAUCGACGGCAGUCAAGCCGGUGAGAUAGCUCGGUCAGAAACCACACAGACCCAGGACAGCACCACUGAAACACAGAGAGCAGCGGAGCAAAAGCUUGGCUGAAGAGAGCGAGAACGUCUGUAGCAGAAUUGUACGGCUCCGCGUGUAGGGCCAGUGCGGCAACUGUUUUAUCUGUCCAUUGGAAAUAUAAUGACGUAGAUAUACUGUUUUUAAGCCUCUUAUAAUGUCUACUUCUCCUGUGCUUCGUUUCUUUGUUUGUACAAUUUUGUUAUGCAAUUUGUACUAGAGUUGUAAAAAAAGUCUUCAAAAAUAAAGACAAUUUCAUUUCGCUACUCCAGAUGUGACUGUGUUUGUCUGUUCCACAAUUAACAAACAACAACAGAAAGAACUAGAAGACUGGUUAAGCUGAAAGCGCAGCACAUGUAGCUUGUUCAGAUUUAUCACCAAGCAUUUCAAGUGAGCUCAC